AUGAACAAGGCCGGCGACGAAGAAGACGAAGACGAGUGUUUCUACGAGUCUCUCGAUCGCUUACAAUCCUCCGCCACCAGUUCUCGCUCUUCCUCCUGUGCUUCAGACGACGACGUCGAAGACAGAGAUCAGAACUGGAUAUUGAAUUCUCCAAAUUAUGCUAACUCGGACCAUCUAUCAGUGCCCAAAUUCCCAAUGGGCGUGUCCAACAACUAUCAUGUCUGGAUAUCCGAACCUUCGCUCUCCGUCGAAGAACGCCGAAUGCGACUCCUCCGCCACAUGGGACUCAGCGGCGAUUUCACUCUUUCCCGCAAAAAAACCUCUCUGCCUGACGGCAGUUGUGGUGGUGAAAAGAUGCGCGGCGGAGAGUUUGACAGUUCGCUUUCAUCAGAUCACUUGAACCCUAGUCAAGGGAAUGGUCAGGUUUUUUCCUCUAACGAUUUCAAUUCUAGCCCUGGGAUUGUCCUUUCGAGGUCGGACAGUCCCACGGAUCAUAAUCAGUGUAAUUCUAACUCGUUGUCAGUUAAUUCCUCUGAAAUUAUUUCAACUAAUUCAAUUUCAUCAUCACAAACGGUCAAUGAGACUUGUGGCGGCGGAGUAUUCGUAAAUAAUGACAAUCGAGAUCGUAAUCAAAAUGUUGCUCUUGUUAAAUCGCGAAGUGGAAAUGGAUCGACAAUUAGUAAUGCAAUCUCUUCGCCAAAUAAACCUCCCUUGAGGAAAAAUAUUAGGCGGGGUGAUGAGAUUAGAACCGAUUACACUCGUUUGAAUCUAAAUGCGAAUUUCGAUUCCUUGGCUGUUUCAGGGAAUGGGGAGGUGGAGUGGGGUUUGGAGUGUAAUCCAAAUGGUUUGGUUGAUGAUCAGGUGUGUCUAAUUAAAAAUCUUGAUAAUGGGAAGGAGUUUGUUGUGAAUGAGGUGAGAGAGGAUGGGAUGUGGGACAAACUUAGGGAAGUGGGUACUGGGAAGCAGCUGACUAUGGAAGAGUUUGAGAUGUGUGUUGGGCAUUCGCCACUUGUUCAAGAAUUGAUGAGGAGGCAGAAUGUGGAGGAUGGGAAUAAGGAUAAUAUGGAUUCAAAUGCAAAUGGGAGUGGAUCUAAGUCAAAGAAAAAAGGUAGUUGGUUGAAGAGUAUAAGGAGUGUGGCUAGUUCAGUCACUGGCCUUAAAGAGAGGCGGAGCAGCGAUGAGAGAGAUACCUCAUCAGAGAAAGGUGGUAGGAGGUCAAGUUCUGCUACGGAUGAUAGCCAGGAUAUUUCGAUUCAUGGGUCGGAAAGAAUUCGGGUUCGACAUUAUGGGAAGUCCUUUAAAGAGUUAUCGGCACUUUAUAAGAGCCAGGAAAUGCAGGCGCAUAAUGGGUCUAUUUGGACUAUUAAGUUUAGCUUGGAUGGCAAGUAUCUAGCAAGUGCCGGUGAGGACUGUGUCAUUCAUGUGUGGGAGGUUGUGGAAUCGGAGAGGAAGGGUAAUUUGUUGAUAGAUAAACCAGAAGAUGGGAAUUUGAGUUUUUUAUUUCUCGCUAAUGGGUCACCAGAGCCAACUUCACUGUCAUCAAAUCUAAAUGGGCAUCCGGAGAAGAAGAGAAGGGGAAGGUCAUCUAUUAGCCGGAAAUCGGUGAGCUUGGACCAUGUUUUGGUACCAGAGACUGUGUUUGCGCUUUCAGACAAGCCAGUCUGUUCAUUCGAAGGACACCUUGAUGAUGUGCUUGACCUGUCCUGGUCCAAGUCCGAGGUUAGAUAG
Molecule: messenger RNA, 1728 nt
Organism: Ilex paraguariensis (yerba mate)
Lineage: Eukaryota; Viridiplantae; Streptophyta; Magnoliopsida; Aquifoliales; Aquifoliaceae
Source: the annotation of a GenBank genome assembly